UUUGACAGCUGUUACCUGUCAAAAAAAUAACCUAAUUUUAAUCGGUUCAUAGCUAAAUUAAUCAACAAUGUUUAAAUCUUUAAUUACUAAAUUAUGUCCAAGUCAAUUAACUUGCGGUUUCCACACAACCGCAUGUCUGAAUGAAGUGAGAUUAUUAACGAGAUUGCGCGUUGUCGACAACUCUGAGAUUGGCAUGAGAGCGAUGGCCGAAGGAAAACCUCCGAAAAUUAUCUGCGUUUAUAACAAAAAACGUGUGGGCUUCAUUGGUGACAGGGUAAUGGUGGCAAUAAAGGGGCAGAAGAAGAAAGGCAUCCUUGUUGGCUUGAAACAGAUUCAAAACGUAAAGGUGCCCAAGUUUGACAGCAACAACAUUGUGCUGAUAGAUGACAAUGGCACUCCACUCGGUACCCGCAUCCAUGUACCCAUCCCCACCAUACUGCGGACCAUACUUAAAGAGAGGACACAUGCCAAAGGAGCGGACUACACCAAGUUAUUAGCCAUAGCAACUAGAUUUGUUUAGUGUAUUUGUUAUUUAAGUAGUUAGGUAGUAAUAUAUUGCAUUGUAAAUACAAA
Manduca sexta (tobacco hornworm) is the source of this 573-nucleotide messenger RNA. RefSeq names its product 39S ribosomal protein L14, mitochondrial (gene mRpL14). The transcript has 2 exons. The record is from RefSeq and is a predicted model, not a curated record. Gene Ontology annotation, cellular component: ribosome; mitochondrion. Gene Ontology annotation, biological process: translation. Bases 68 to 520 code for a protein of 150 amino acids. NCBI's taxonomy places the organism in Eukaryota, Metazoa, Arthropoda, Insecta, Lepidoptera, Sphingidae. Gene Ontology annotation, molecular function: structural constituent of ribosome.